Molecule: messenger RNA, 1258 nt
Organism: Rhinolophus ferrumequinum (greater horseshoe bat)
Lineage: Eukaryota; Metazoa; Chordata; Mammalia; Chiroptera; Rhinolophidae
Gene: GPR139
Product: G protein-coupled receptor 139
Exons: 2
Coding region: 136-1185 (349 amino acids)
Biological process (GO): G protein-coupled receptor signaling pathway
Cellular component (GO): membrane
Molecular function (GO): neuropeptide receptor activity
Source: RefSeq, a predicted model, not a curated record
CAAGGGUGGAAGCAAGUCCUGCAGGGAGAGAGGCUCUGCUGCUCCAGCUGCUGCCUCCGCCGCUGCCACCAGCGAGCCGGCGUCCAGAGGGGGGCCGGCAGGCCGGCGCGGAGACGGGGAGCGAGGGGCGCGCUCAUGGAGCACACGCACGCCCACCUCGCAGCCAACAGCUCGCUGUCCUGGUCCCCCUGCGGCUUGGGCUUCGUGCCCGUGAUCUACUACAGCCUCUUGCUGUGCCUCGGUUUACCAGCCAACAUCCUGACAGUCAUCAUCCUCUCUCAGCUGGUCGCCCGGAGGCAGAAGUCCUCCUACAACUACCUCCUGGCCCUGGCGGCUGCCGACAUCUUGGUCCUCUUCUUCAUCGUGUUCGUGGACUUCCUGCUGGAAGAUUUCAUCUUGAACUUGCAGAUGCCCCAGGUACCUAACAAGGUCAUAGAAGUGCUAGAAUUCUCCUCCAUCCACACCUCCAUCUGGAUCACGGUGCCGCUCACCGUCGACCGCUAUAUUGCCGUCUGCCACCCGCUCAAGUACCACACGGUCUCCUACCCAGCCCGCACCCGGAAGGUCAUCGUGAGCGUCUACGUCACCUGCUUCCUGACCAGCAUCCCCUACUACUGGUGGCCCAACAUCUGGAAGGAAGACUACAGCAGCACAUCCAUGCAUCACGUCCUCGUCUGGGUUCACUGCUUCACUGUGUACCUGGUGCCCUGCUUCAUCUUCUUCACCUUGAACUCCAUCAUCGUGUACAAGCUCAGGAGGAAGAGCAACUUCCGCCUCCGUGGCUACUCCACGGGGAAAACCACUGCCAUCUUGUUCACCAUCACCUCCAUCUUUGCCACGCUCUGGGCCCCCCGCAUCGCCGUGAUUCUCUACCACCUCUACGGGGCGCCCAUCGAGAACCUCUGGCUGGUGCACAUUGUGUCAGACGUCGCCAACAUGCUGGCCCUUCUCAACACGGCCAUCAACUUCUUCCUCUACUGCUUCAUCAGCAAGCGUUUCCGUUCCAUGGCGGCCGCCACGCUGAAGGCUUUCUUCAGGUGCCAGAAGCAGCCCGUUCAGUUCUACACCAACCAUAACUUUUCCAUAACAAGUAGCCCCUGGAUCUCGCCGGCCAACUCACACUGUAUCAAGAUGCUGGUGUACCAAUACGACAAAAAUGGCAAACCUAUAAAAGUGUCCCCAUGACCCCAGAGGUGUGGCACCCCGUGCCUCUGUCUAAUCCAUUUCGAAACGGGAGGGUGGCCCCACCUAAGGCUGA